GACCCCCGCGGCGGCGGCCUGGCCCUGGAGUGCCUGUGGCGGCGCGGCCGGCGUCACCGCGGCGCCGGCGCGGCCGAGCCGUCCCCCGGCGUGCUGCCGGUGCUGGGGGCGCGCAGCCCCUCGGGGACGUCCGAGUUCUUCGUGCGGUUGGAGGAGCACGAGGCGGCGGCGGCGGCGGCGGCCGGGCGGCGGCCGGAGAGGGGAGGGGACGAUUCGUCCCUCGGGGCCGGGCGGGGCUCGGUCGGGGAGGUUUUGUCGCCGGCAGUGGACAUUGAGCCAAGAGCGGUCAUCGUUGGGUCAAGAGCGGUCAUCGUUGGGUCAAGAGAGGUCAUCGUUGGCCCAAGACCGGUCAUCGUUGGCCCAAGACUGGUCAUUGUUGGGCCAAGACCGGACAUUGACACAAGACCAGCCAUCAUUGGGUCAAGACCGGUCAUUGUUGACCCAAGACCGGUCAUCGUUGACCCAAGACGGGUCAUUGUUGACUCAAGACCGGUCAUUGUUGACCCAAGACCAGUCAUCGUUGACCCAAGACCGGUCAGUGUUGGGUCAAGACCGGACAUUGACACAAGACCAGUCAUCGUUGACUCAAGACCAGCCAUUUUCAACCCAAGACCGGACAUUGACCCAGGACCGGUCAUCGUUGACCCUAGACCGGUCAUCGUUGGGUCAAGACCGGACAUUGACCCAGGACCGGUCAUCGUUGACCCUAGACCGGUCAUCGUUGGGUCAAGACCGGACAUUGACCCAAGACCGGUCAUCGUUGACUCAAGACCAGCCAUUAUUGACUCAAGACAGGUCAUCGUUGACCCAAGACUGGACAUUGACCCAAGACCAGACAUUUUUGACCCAAGACCGGACAUUGACCCAGGACCGGUCAUCAUUGACCCAAGACUGGACAUUGACCCAGGACCGGUCUUUGUUGGGUCAAGACCGGACAUUGACCCAGGACCGGUCAUCGUUGGGUCAAGAUUGGUCACUGACCCAGGACCGGUCAUCGUUGGGUCAAGAUUGGUCACUGACCCAGGACCGGUCAUCGUUGACCCAAACAAGGUCAACGGCCCAAGCGACGUCGCCGUUGUCCCUCGAGAUGACCCAGUGGGGACAAGGCCGGACAUUGACCCAGGAGGGGUCACCGUUGGGUCAAGACCGGUCAUCGUUGGGUCAAGACCGGUCAUUGUCACCGUUGUCACUGGAAUUGGCGCCUUGGGGACAAAACCGGACAUCGUUGAUGACCCCGUGGGGACAGGGCCGGACAUUGAGCCAAGACCGGUCAUCAUUGGGUCAAGAUGGGGCAUUGUCACCUUUGUCACCGGAGGCGGCACCUUGGGGACAAAACCGGACAUCGUUGGCCCAAGACCGGCCAAUGACCCAAGAUCGGUCACCGCUGGGUCAAGACCGGUCAUCGUUGGGUCAGGACUGGUCAUCGUUGACCCACGACCGGUCAUUGUUGACCCAGGACUGGUCAUCGUUGACCCAAGACCGGUCAUCGUUGACCCAAGACCGGUCAUCGUUGGGUCAAGAAAGGUCAACGGCCCAAGGGACGUCGCCGUUGUCACUGGAAAUGACCCCAAGGGGACAAGGCCGGACAUUGGCCCAAGACCGGUCAUCGCUGGGUCAAGACCGGUCAUCGUUGGGUCAAGACCAGACAUUGGCCCAAGACCGGUCAUUGUUGGGUCAAGACCAGUCAUCGUUGGGUCAAGACCGGCCAUUGGCCCAAGACCGGUCACCGCUGGCCCAGGACCGGUCACCACUGGCCCAGGACCGGUCACCGCUGGCCCAGGACCGGUCACCGGUGGCCCAAGGCCGGACACUGGCCCAGGACUGGUCACCGGUGGCCCAAGGCCGGACGCUGGCCCAAGGCCGGACACUGCCCCAGGACCGGUCACCGCUGGCCCAGGACCGGACACUGGCCCAAGGCCGGACACUGGCCCAGGACCGGUCACCGGUGGCCCAAGGCCGGACGCUGAGCCCGGAGCCGCCCCCGGUGCCCCCCAGGACGUCGCCGUUGUCACCAGCGGUGGCACCUUGGGGACGAGGGACGGCGCCUUUGAGCCCGGCCACGUCCCCGAGGCCACCGGAGGGGCCACCAGAGGUGUCCCCAAGGCCACCAGAGGGGCCACCAGAGGUGUCCCCAAGGCCACCAGAAGUGUCCCCAAGGCCACCAGAGGGGCCACCAGAGGUGUCCCCAAGGCCACCAGAACUGUCCCCAAGGCCACUGGAGACGUCCCCAAGGCCACCAGAGGGGCCACCAGAACUGUCCCCAAGGCCACCAGAACUGUCCCCAAGGCCACUGGAGAUGUCCCCAAGGCCACCAGAAGCUGGGGACCCCCUUGGGGACACCCCCGGGGACCCCCUGGGUGGCACCACAGGGGGGGGGUGUCCCCAAGUGUCCCCAGAGAUGUCCCCAAAAGUGUCCCCGAUGUCCCCAGAGGGGUCCCCGAUGUCCCCAAAAGUGUCCCCGAUGUCCCAAAUGUCCCCAAAAGUGUCCCCAGAGGGGUCCCCAGUGUCCACAAAAGUGUCCCCGAUGUCCCCAGAGGGGUCCCCGGUGUCCCCAAAAGUGUCCCCGAUGUCCCAAAUGUCCCCAAAAGUGUCCCCAGAGGAGUCCCCAGUGUCCCAGAAAGUGUCCCCGAUGUCCCCAGAAGGGUCCCCGAUGUCCCAAAUGUCCCCAAAAGUGUCCCUGAUGUCCCCAGAAGGGUCCCCAAAAGUGUCCCAAAUGUCCCCAAAAGUGUCCCUGAUGUCCCCAGAGGGGUCCCCGGUGUCCCCGAUGUCCCCAAAAGUGUCCCCGAUGUCCCCAAAGGGGUCCCCGAGGAGGAGCCCCAAGUCCCCGACGAGGUCCCCAAGGAGGGGCAGGGGGUCCCCGAGGAAACGCCGCGAGGUGGCCCCGAAAAUGUCCCCGAAAAUGUCCCCGAAAAUGUCCCCGAGGCAACAGCGGGACCCGUCCCCAAAAAUGUCCCCAAAACGCCCCGAGGUGGCCCCAAAAAUGUCCCCAAAAAUGUCCCCAAAAAUGUCCCCGAGACACCACGAGGGGUCCCCGAGGAGGCGCCCGGAGAUGUCCCCAAAAAUGUCCCCAAAAUCCUCCAGGGGGUCCCCAAAAAGGUCCCCGAAGCAGCUGGAGGUGACCCCAAAAAUGUCCCAAAAAAGCCCCGAAAUGUCCCCGAGGAGGCACCCGGAGAUGUCCCCAAAAAUGUCCCCAAAAUGCCCCGAAAUUUCCCCACGAAUGUCCCAAAAACUGUCCCCAGAAAGCCCCGAAAUGUCCCCAAAAAUGUCCCCAAAGGGGUCCCCGGAAAUGGCUCCAAAAAGCCCCAAAAUGUCCCCGAAACACCACGAAACGUCCCCAAAAAUGGUUCCAAAAAACCUCGAAACGUCCCCAAAAAUGUCCCCAAAAAUGUCCCCGAGGGCAUUCCCAAAAACGGCUCCGAAAAAUCAGGAAACGUCCCCAAAAAACCACAAAAUGUCCCCAAAAAUGUCCCCGAGGGGGUCCCAAAAAACGACCCCGAAACGCCACGAGAUGUCCCCAAAAAACCCCAAAACGUCCCCAAAAAACCCCAAAACGUCCCCAAAAAACCUCGAAACGUCCCCAAAAGUGUCCCCGAGGGGGUCCCUGGGACAUCCCGGGAUGUCCCCAGGAAUGUCCCCAAAAAACCUCGAAAUGUCCCCAAAAACGUCCCCAAAACACCUCGAGAUGUCCCCAGAAAUGUCCCCAAAAAUGUCCCCAAAAACGUCCCCGAGGAGCUCCCUGGGACAUCCCAAAAUGUCCCCAAAAAACCUCGAGGUGUCCCCAGAAAUGUCCCCAAAAAUGUCCCCCAAAAACCUCGAAAUGUCCCCAAAAAUGUCCCCAAAACACCUCGAGAUGUCCCCAGGAAUUUCCCAAGAAACGUCCCCAAAAAGCCCCGAAAUGUCCCCAAAAAUAUCCCCAGAAAUGCCCCCAAAAACGCCCCCAAAAAUGUCCCCAAAAACGUCCCCAAGAAGCCCCAAAAUGUCCCCAAAAACGUCCCCGAGGGGGUCCCUGGGAGGUCCCGAGAUGGCCCCAAAAACGUCCCCAGAAAUGUCCCCAAAAAGCCCCGAAAUGUCCCCAAAAAAACCCAAAAUGUCCCCAAAAAACCCCGAAAUGUCCCCAAAAAGCCCCGAAAUGUCCCCAAAAAACCCCGAAAUGUCCCCAAAUCCGUGCGGGGAGACGGCCCCAGGUGUGUCCCAGGUGACCCCUGGGCUGGGGCUGUCCCUGGGUGUGCCCCAGGUGUCCCCAGGUGUGUCCCAGGUGACCUCGGGGCUGUCCCCAGGUGUGCCCCAGGUGUCCCCAGGUGUGCCCCAGGUGUCCCCAGGUGUGUCCCAGGUGACCUCGGGGCUGUCCCCAGGUGUGCCCCAGGUGUCCCCAGGUGUGCCCCAGGUGUCCCCAGGUGUGUCCCAGGUGACCUCGGGGCUGUCCCCAGGUGUGUCCCAGGUGUCCCUGGGUGUGUCCCCACCCCCAGGUGUGCCUCACCUGUCCCCAGAUGUGCCCCACCCGUCCCGAGCUGUGCCUCACCUGUCCCCAGGUGUGUCCCUGGGUGUGUCCCCAGCUGUGUCCCCACCCCCGGGUGUGCCCCAGGUGUCCCUGGGUGUGUCCCCAUCCCCAGGUGUGCCUCCGGGUGUGCCUCACCUGUCCCCAGGUGUGUCCCCGGGUGUGUCCCCACCCCCGGGUGUGUCCCCAGGUGUGCCUCACCUGUCCCCAGGUGUGUCCCAGGUGUCCCCGGGUGUGUCCCCAGGUGUGCCUCACCUGUCCCCAGGUGUGUCCCAGGUGUC
This is a messenger RNA of Vidua chalybeata, 4776 nucleotides long. Its product is annotated as nascent polypeptide-associated complex subunit alpha, muscle-specific form-like. NCBI's taxonomy places the organism in Eukaryota, Metazoa, Chordata, Aves, Passeriformes, Viduidae. The transcript has 4 exons. The annotation marks the transcript as partial. The record is from RefSeq and is a predicted model, not a curated record.